Molecule: messenger RNA, 1527 nt
Organism: Fusarium mangiferae
Lineage: Eukaryota; Fungi; Ascomycota; Sordariomycetes; Hypocreales; Nectriaceae
Exons: 1
Coding region: 1-1527 (508 amino acids)
Source: RefSeq, a predicted model, not a curated record
AUGGAUAGGUUAGUUACACCAAAGACCCCAGAGGCAUCGGAGGAGCCACAUACCGAAGGUCCAGUCGCUAUUAUACAACACAGGCUCGAGAGCUCAACGGAUUUAUUUGUACAACCAACAAUUUCACACAAAUAUCAAACGACGAAGGCUGAACUCGAACCUGAGUGGCCAGUAACACCCAAGAACCUGUCCCCAUCGGAGAAUCCACAUACACAUGGUCCAGUCAACGCCAUAAAAGAGAAGCUCGAUGAACCAUUGACUGCAUCAAAACUGGCAGUCCUUCCAGAAGAGAUUAUCUUAAACAUCAUAAACCUAAUAUACGAAGGCACUGACCAGCAAUCUCGGUUUGCAUUCUUUGUCCUUCGGCAGGUAUCCCGGCAAUUCAGACGUCUGACCAAAGAUAAGAUGUUUCUAUCGCACCCUUUUUCAGACAGAGAUUGCUGUGCAUGGUGUGUCGGCUAUAAGACUGACUCUACUAUUGCUAGAUUGAAGCACAGUAACUGGGUAUUCAGAAAGACCCAUUGCUUUGAGCGCAAGACAAGAUGCGAAGAUACAACAAGACUCGCAAAUCUUGUCAGAAAGGACAAGAUCUGUGAAGAAUGCCAAGUGGAAGUCGACAAGAGACAGAGACGUGGAGUUUCAUUGACGUGCAAGUUUGCCGCCCGAGACAACAGAGAUUGGGUAUACUGCUCCAUCUGCUAUGUCGAACAUCCAUCUUCAUGCUUUUCCCGUGAAGAAUUACAAAAGGAAUCAAAUCGAGCAUGCAUUGCCAAAACGGGUUACGUUCGUCUCUGCGAACAUAAGGUCCUGUUUUGGUAUGACCUGAAACACCAGGCUAUGCGACCGGGUGGGUUUGACGAGAUUCAAAGCUGCAGACAUCCAAGCCAUUUGGAAAACGAUCUCCGUCAUAACGAAUUCCCCACUGCCAAGCUAGUUGGCUCUUAUGACGGCAUUCUUAGUCUGUCGCUGUCAUUGACUGUCGUCUCGGCGGAGAGAUGUCAGACUCUUAUGACGGGUCAGAAUAGCAGCGUAGCAGCCGACCAAGUACUCGAGGCUAUUGAGUCCGUUCGCCGGCAUGGAGCGCAGUGUAUUCUUCCAGAGCGCAACACGAAAGCUCCUCCUGAAAUGGACGCUUUCGUCACCCCAGACAUCCAUGCAGGAGAAGAGGGAAUGUGGACACCCAUCAGGAAAUGGCCCAAACACGGCGAGCUCAAGGAUCGUGAUGAUUGGGGGAAGCGUCCUAAUGGGUUGUCGGUGUUUUGUGAGCCCCGCCACUACGGACUCAAUCAGUCGACCACUCGUCUUUGCUUUCUGUAUGAGAGAAAGAUACGUGUCAGAAACUCGGAUUGGAAUGGACCAAGCCACGACUGGUACCACGCGAUCAGCCCAGAAUCAUAUACAUAUUCUGGACCGCCAGGCGUUCCUGGUACAUGCUCCAGUCCUUCCUGCCGAAACUACUAUUCAUUCACAACGAAUUCAAAGCGCCAUAAAGUUAGUGUGUGGAGACGCUACAGGAUCUCAAGAUAA